Gasterosteus aculeatus aculeatus (three-spined stickleback) is the source of this 4140-nucleotide messenger RNA. RefSeq names its product dolichyl-diphosphooligosaccharide--protein glycosyltransferase subunit STT3B. Gene Ontology annotation, cellular component: membrane. Gene Ontology annotation, molecular function: dolichyl-diphosphooligosaccharide-protein glycotransferase activity. Gene Ontology annotation, biological process: post-translational protein modification. The record is from RefSeq and is a predicted model, not a curated record. NCBI's taxonomy places the organism in Eukaryota, Metazoa, Chordata, Actinopteri, Perciformes, Gasterosteidae.
UGUCUCUCUCUCUUCGCGCAGCUCCCGAGGAGGAAGGAGGAACUGCCCGAGUCGCGUGUGACACUUCGAGAAUGCUGCAGACCUGCGCGGCUAUGUGACUUCUCGGGAUUAUUUUAGCUGCUUUUGCGUUUGGUGGGAAGUAAGACUCUAAAGUUUGCGGUUACAGCCGGCCGUUUCGGGGCCUGGGGGCGAGGGGGGGGGACGGGUGACGGGGGCUAGAAGGGAAGGUGGUGCAAGUCGUUUCGGAGGAGGAGCGUGGCAGCGAGAAAGGGAAAAAAAAGGUUGGAGACGGGACUGACGUAUAACAUGGCGGAGCAUCACCCGGCCUCGGACAACAAACACAAAUCGGCGCUGACCUCCGGAGCGUCGUACUCGGGGAACGGACGCAGCAGCGCGGCGGUGGCGGACCCAGGCAGCGACGCCGGGCCGGCCGGAGGGGGAGGUCUGUCCGGCGGCCUGUCGCAGCCGGCCGGGUGGCAGUCCCUGCUGUCCUUCACCAUCCUGUUCCUGGCCUGGCUGGCCGGCUUCAGCGCCCGGCUCUUCGCUGUCAUUCGCUUCGAGAGCAUCAUUCACGAGUUUGACCCCUGGUUCAACUACAGGGCGACUCACCACCUCACCACCAAUGGCUUCUACGAGUUCCUCAACUGGUUUGACGAAAGAGCCUGGUACCCCCUGGGGAGGAUAGUAGGGGGCACGGUGUACCCGGGCCUGAUGGUCACGGCGGGCCUCAUCCACUACGUUCUCAACCUGCUGCACGUCACUGUGCACAUCCGCGACGUGUGCGUGUUCCUGGCGCCGGUGUUUAGCGGCCUGACCUCCAUCUCCACCUUCCUGCUCACCAAGGAGCUGUGGAACCAGGGGGCGGGGCUAAUGGCCGCUUGCUUCAUCGCCAUCGUCCCCGGCUACAUCUCCCGCUCCGUGGCCGGCUCCUUCGACAACGAGGGCAUCGCCAUCUUCGCCCUGCAGUUCACCUACUACCUCUGGGUGAAGUCUGUGAAGACGGGAUCUGUGUUCUGGUCCAUCGGAUGCUGCCUCUCCUAUUUCUACAUGGUGUCAGCUUGGGGCGGUUACGUGUUCAUCAUCAACCUUAUUCCCCUUCAUGUAUUUGUCCUACUCCUCAUGCAGCGCUUUAGUAAAAGGGUCUACAUAGCCUACAGCACCUUCUACAUCAUCGGCCUCGUCUUGUCCAUGCAGAUCCCCUUUGUGGGCUUCCAGCCAAUCAGGACCAGCGAGCACAUGGCUGCUGCAGGCGUGUUUGUGCUGCUUCAGGUCUACGCCUUCCUGCAGUACCUGAAGGACAGACUGACCAAGCAGGAGUUCCAGACUCUGUUCUUCCUGGGAGUCUCCCUGGCUGCCGGAGCGGUGUUCCUCUCCGUCAUCUACCUGACGUACACCGGCUACAUCGCUCCGUGGAGUGGGCGCUUCUACUCCCUCUGGGAUACUGGCUAUGCAAAGAUCCACAUACCCAUCAUAGCGUCGGUCUCUGAGCACCAGCCCACCACCUGGGUGUCCUUCUUCUUCGACCUGCACAUCCUCGUCUGCACCUUCCCAGCGGGCCUCUGGUUCUGCAUUAAGAACAUCAACGAUGAACGCGUCUUUGUGGCCCUGUACGCCAUCAGCGCGGUUUACUUUGCGGGUGUGAUGGUGCGCCUCAUGCUGACUCUGACUCCGGUGGUGUGCAUGCUGUCGGCGGUGGCCUUCUCCAGCGUCUUUGAGCACUACCUCGGGGACGACAUGAAGAGGCAGAGCCCGCCCCUCGAGGACAGCAGCGACGAGGACGACAGGAAGAACGCCGGCAACCUUUACGAUAAGGCCGGUAAGGUGCGCAAGCACGUGUCUGAGCAGGAGAAGGCCGAGGAGGGCUUGGGCCCAAACAUCAAGUCCAUAGUCACCAUGCUGAUGCUGAUGCUGCUCAUGAUGUUUGCCGUCCACUGCACCUGGGUCACCAGCAACGCCUACUCCAGCCCCAGCGUGGUGCUGGCCUCAUACAACAACGACGGCUCCCGUAACAUCCUGGAUGACUUCAGGGAGGCGUACUACUGGCUGAGGCAGAACACGGACGAGCAUGCCCGAGUGAUGUCCUGGUGGGACUACGGCUACCAGAUAGCGGGAAUGGCAAACAGAACCACGCUGGUGGACAAUAACACGUGGAACAACAGUCACAUAGCGCUGGUGGGGAAAGCCAUGUCCUCCAACGAGACCGCAGCCUAUGACAUCAUGAGGUCGCUGGACGUCGACUACGUCCUGAUCAUCUUCGGCGGGGUGAUCGGCUACUCGGGCGAUGACAUCAACAAGUUCCUCUGGAUGGUGCGCAUUGCAGAGGGGGAGCAUCCCAGGGACAUCAGGGAGAGUGACUACUUCACACCACAGGGAGAGUUCAGAGUGGACAAAGCUGGUUCCCCGACUCUACUCAACUGCCUCAUGUACAAAAUGUCCUACUACCGCUUUGGAGAAAUGCAGCUGGACUUCCGGACUCCGCCGGGCUUCGACCGGACGCGCAACGCCGAGAUCGGCAACAAGGACAUCAAGCUGAAGCACCUGGAGGAAGCCUUCACUUCGGAGCACUGGCUGGUCAGGAUCUACAAGGUGAAGAAGCCGGAGAACCGAGACCGCGUGGAGCACAAGCUGAGGGGCGCCGACACCACCAAGCAGAAGUACACGUCCAAAAAGACCUCCAAGAGGAAGCGGGGCUACAUCAAGAACAAGCUGCCGUUCAGGAAGGGCAAGAAAACAACCAAGAAGUCUUUAUAGAGAGCCCGCCUCCCACUGAGGGGCACACACUGUGGGCGGGAGAGGAGGAAAAAAAUCAGAAAACGCACCAAAAAAACAACAACAAACAAAAAAAGCAGUAACGGCAGAUCCACCAAUCGAGAUGAACGAGGAGCACCAGGCUUUCUGUGGAUGCCCCCCACCCUCCUCAACCUGGAGGUCCAGGCUGGCAAUGUUAUCACCGCCUCAGAGAAUGUGUCCAACCCCCAGCUGACCUUUGACCUGAUAAGUCAAGGUGAGACAUUUGCUAGUCCCAGAUCCACCUCACGCUGGGUUUUAAACCCCUGAGGAACUGUGACCUUUUGACCCGCUUUUGUUUUUGUACUUGAAUGUGCUCAAAGACGAAGAGGACGGAGGUGUCUUCCACGCGGGAGCUCCGCCCUGGAUUGCCCUCUGACCUCCAUGCGGCCCGACCAGCGCUGAAACCCAAACAGUGACUUUCGGCGUGGAGUGGGAUGGAGUUUAUUGGACUCAUAGAAAUCGGUUUCCCCACGUGUUCUUUUCUUUAACCUCUUCCUUAUUACCAGGAGCAUGCUUGUACACGUAUGUGCCCACAAGGAGAAGCUGUCACUCUUCAUUCAACUUUACUUUGCUGCGCUGAAGGGAGACAUCGUUUUAGAUCAAGACUGCACACAAUACUUAAAAGGACACUCGGUACUGUAAAACAGGCAAACAGACUCUGUACGGCUGAAACAGUGUAAUAACAUCGUAACUGAUGGAAAGACUCAAGUUGUGCCAAAACCAGAUUAACCCAUGUUAUUCACAUCCGUAUCAUUAUUAGCACUUUGACCCACUUUAACAUAUCUUUGUCAAAGAUGCUCUAGGGAAGCCGUGUCGUCACACAGUGCAGCACACGCGUGUGUUUCUGAGCUUCAGGCAGAGGAACGCAUGAGGGUGCACGCUAGUCACAUGACCGGGGAUAAUCAACGCUCGAUCUGAUGUCUAGCGAUGAUUUGGAGACUGUUUAAAAAUACUCCAGUGCAUCUUUCUAAUUGGCUCUUUUUUAUCUUCAGUUUUGACGUGGAAUGUUGUCAUGUCUCUUACAACAUGAGUGAUGUUAUUUUGUUCCCCUCUGUGAAACAAACGCAUAAUCUUCUAAAUCCUUUUUAUUCUCGUUUCUUGAAGCCAUCCCAAGAAACAGCUUUGAUUCUGUGUUAAGGUUUUGUCAUUAAAAAGGAUAGUAUGGCGUUGGCCUUAAAUGAAAGGGUGAAUUCCAGAGUGUAUUUGGAUGGAGGCUGCGGCGUCGUAUCAGGAACAUGUUUCUGUCUGGUUGUUGAUUUUCUAAGUCGAGGUUUCUUCCAUCAAUUGUAAUGAUCUGGAUGCAGGUGUGAGAAUGAAAUAUGCCUUUUUUGAUUAAAGAGGUUGAAAUAA